GAAGUAGCGAUGCGCGCGCCGGACAUUCUCUUCUCGCUCGCAGCCGCCGGCAUCGUUGCUGGCUCACCUCUGGACUUCCAAGAGCGUGCUGCCAACACGUGUACAAUCAAAAGUAUUCAGUCUGUCGUAACCAAACUGAGUCCUUCUGUGGCCACUCCUUAUUGCCAGUCUCUUCUCAAGAUUUCGACGCAGACUGUAAUCAAAACUGUCAAACCCGCCUUCCCUUCGAAACAUGUCGUGACAGCGACUAAUGUAAAAGGAAAUGAACAAUUAACAGCUCGCAGGACAGUUACCAAGAAUAUCACGGCUACGACAUCGAGCUCAUUCAAUGCAUCGGACACAAGGAUCAAAAAGAGUACAAGCACGUCCAGCAACAAAAGCAGCACUUCUUCCAAAAUCGGCAGCAGUAAAACUCCUUUCAGCUUCGCAAUCUUCGACCUCAUCGCGACCUUUUGUGAAACCCUCGAAAGUCAGCAACCCAUUUUCAUCGAGCACAAUCAAAUCGAGUUCAUCAAGCAGUGUCCGCUCAACCUCGACAUCACCUUCCAGCAGCAGCAUCAGAAGCUCCACAUUGAGCUCAUCAAGCAGUACUCGACCUACUUUGACGUUAUCUUCCAGCAGCAUCAAAACUUCUACAUUGAGCUCAUCAAGCAAUGUUCGCUCAACUUCAACAUCACUUUCCCGCAGCACCAGAAGUUCUACAUCAAGCUCGUCGAGCAGUAUCCGUUCUACUUCGUCUUCUCUAUGUCUAGCUCGAGCACCAAGUCAACUUCCAGCUCGAGCAGUUCAUCGGGCGGAAGCUUGCGCACCAACGCCAUCAUGGCCACAGUCCCGGAUUCUGUCUCUACAUCGGAGAAUGCUUCAACAUCUGCUUUCGAGACUGCUUCAACCUCGUCAAGCACCUCAUCUUCGUCUUCGUCCGUUGAGUCUGCGUCAACGUCGAGCAGCAGCGGAUUACCUCCGUCCGUUUAUUCAGCUAAUCCUACUGCCUCGACAAACGGGACCUUCUUUGCGAACCAGACAUCUGUACGCACUGCAUCAUCCACAGGAUUCGCUGACCUCUCGUCGACCUCUGCAACAGCAAGUUCCGGGAUGAGGGAGCGUGACUUGGAGGAGCGCGGGAAUGCAGCGACUUCGAACAAGAAGACGACGAGCGUCAAGAAAACAACAUCGACGAAGGCACCCAGCACCACCAAGAAGCAGCAAAUCGUAAAGAAGGCUACCAGUAGCCAAAAAUCAUCGAGCACAAAGAAAGCCAGCACAAGCGUCAAGCCGAGCAGCAUCAAGAAGGUAGUGACUACUAGCAAGAAAGCCAGUACUACGUUGAAGCCUGUGUCUACAUCAAAGACACCGAGUGUCCCCAUCAACAAGGGUCAGCCUGCGCAGUUCAAUGGGCUCAACAACGCACAACAAUCAAGCAUCUGUAGCUGCUUGCACGUACCUACUUCAACGGUCACCAGAAGCAUCUUUGUGGACACGUUCACCACUGUCACAUCGACAGUAACGGCUGUACAGACUCUUGUCAAAUCACGAUCGAACUGGUUGGCCAAUGUCGAGGAGGGAGAUUGGGCGACGUCCUUCUGGAUGAAUUCGGUCGAUCGCAUGUACCAGGUGAAUGCGGUACCACUGGCUUGUCGUAACCANGGCGGAGUGCUCUCGUGCAAGAGUGGCGACCUCGAGCAGCUGUAUUGGUGCACAGUUUGGGGGACAACAUCGCUGGUUCUUGGACCUUCAACCUACGACAACGCGCUGUGCAAGCCCGUGUCGCUCAACAUUGUGGCGGCCUGA
Aureobasidium vineae is the source of this 1788-nucleotide messenger RNA. The record is from the annotation of a GenBank genome assembly. NCBI's taxonomy places the organism in Eukaryota, Fungi, Ascomycota, Dothideomycetes, Dothideales, Saccotheciaceae.